GAAGCUCAAAGAGAGCCUAACAAAGCAUAUAUUUAUAUAUACUACUGUUUCAUAGAUAAAUUAAUUGCCAUGAAUUAUCCUAAAUUUUCAGUCCAAUGGCUUCAAUUCAUAGUUAUGGUUAUGGUUCUCUCAAUUUCAGAGAAUAGUUGCAGUGCUGGCCGGUUUGACAUUCCGAGACUGAGUCCAACGAGAGGAACAUUAAUCUUGGAACAGCCUGAUAUUGUGUCGUCUGCAUCAGUUUCAGAGGAUCUUCGAACUUUUUAUUACCCCCAAACACUUGAUCACUUCAACUACAAGCCUGAAAGCUAUUCCACUUUUCAACAAAGAUAUGUGAUGAACUUCAAGUAUUGGGGCGGAGCCAAUGCUAGUGCACCAAUUCUAGCCUAUCUUGGAGCUGAAGCACCUUUGGACGGUGAUCUUGCUGUUAUUGGUUUCCUCAAUGACAAUGCCAUCCGCUUCAAUGCUCUCCUCGUAUACAUUGAGCAUCGAUACUAUGGAAAAUCAAUACCAUUCGGAUCAAGGGAAGAAGCCUUCAAAAAUGCAAGCACUCUUGGCUAUUUCAACUCUGUCCAAGCCAUAGCAGACUACGCAGAAAUCAUCAUGCAUAUCAAGAAGAAACUUCAUGCUUUCUAUUCUCCGGUCAUCGUAAUCGGAGGAUCAUAUGGGGGAAUGCUGGCUUCAUGGUUUCGGCUCAAGUACCCUCAUGUAGCUUUGGGAGCUGUGGCCUCAUCAGCUCCAGUUCUCUACUUUGAUAAAAUUACACCAAGCGGUGCUUACUUUUCAGUCGUCACUAAGGAUUUUAGGGAAGUGAGCGAGACCUGCUACCAAACCAUACGAAAAUCAUGGUCUGAAAUCGACAAAAUUGCUUCCCAACCCCAUGGUCUUUCAAUCCUCAGCACGAAAUUCAAAACUUGCAAUCCAUUAACCGAUUCGUCAGAGCUUAAAAACGCGUUGACGAAAAUGUAUGCUUCAGCAGCUCAAUAUAAUCAACCCCCGAGGUAUCCAGUAACCGUGGUAUGCGGAGGCAUUGAUGGAAGUGAAAAACUAGAUAUUCUGAGCAAGAUUUUUGCUGGCAUUGUUGCUUUCAGAGGGAAUCGUUCUUGCUAUAUCAAUCAACCAACCAACCAAUCCGAAACAACCGUAGGGUGGAGAUGGCAGACAUGCAGUGAAAUGGUGAUACCUAUUGGCAUCGGCAACAACACCAUGUUCCAACCUGAUCCCUUCGACCUAAACAGUUUUAUACAACAGUGCAUGAGUUAUUACGGAGUUCCUCCGCGGCCUCAUUGGGUCACUUCCUAUUACGGUGGCCAUGACAUAAAAUUGAUUCUCCAGAGGUUUGGUAGCAACAUCAUCUUUUCAAAUGGGCUGCGAGAUCCUUAUAGUCGGGGCGGGGUUUUGGAAAACAUUUCAGAAAGCAUUCUUGCCGUAUAUACAGUCAAUGGAUCUCAUUGCUUAGAUAUACUUCCAGAAAAGAAAACCGAUCCGGAAUGGUUGAUUAGGCAACGAAGUAUAGUGGUGAAGAUUAUCAAACGAUGGAUGGCUAAGUACUAUGCUGAUCUUAGAUUAGCAUUAAUCAAACAAUAGGAAUUCCAAGAUCAUGAAAAUAUAGAUAAAUAAUAGUACAACAAUCUCAUUUUGUUCCUUAUAACCUUAUCCAUUGUUGAACAUGUACCUUUGCUCCAUCUGAUUGAAUUUGAGCUUGCUUUUUCUUUUUUUUUUUCUUUUGGGAGGUGUACUUGAUUAAAUUGAAGUUCAAGCAUGAAUAUGAAAAGCUUUUCUUGAGGUUAACAAGAUUGGAAUAGCAUUUGAUGAGUUCCUCAAAUUUUCUCGUAAGUUUCUUAAUAUACAAGCUGUGUUCCAGGCUUUGAGAUCCACCUUUCAAAACAAAUUAUUAGAUUCAAGGUUCAAUUCCUUAUUCCUUAAUUGUUAAUUUGUACAAAUUGGUCCCUCUAAAAAGAGAAAUAUUCAAUUUGAGCCCAACAUAGAUUGUGUGACCCAAAUGACCCAAUUUCAUGUUCCGAUUUUGGGCAUUAUACAA
Messenger RNA from Durio zibethinus, 2038 nucleotides. RefSeq lists its product as uncharacterized. Gene Ontology annotation, biological process: proteolysis. Gene Ontology annotation, molecular function: serine-type exopeptidase activity; dipeptidyl-peptidase activity. The record is from RefSeq and is a predicted model, not a curated record. NCBI's taxonomy places the organism in Eukaryota, Viridiplantae, Streptophyta, Magnoliopsida, Malvales, Malvaceae.